GGCUGGCGCGCCGGUGCCGUCCGCGCGGCAGGGCUGAGGUGAUGUUGCUCUUCUGCCCCGGCUGCGGGAACGGGCUGAUAGUGGAGGAGGGACAGCGUUGCCACCGCUUCGCCUGCAACACUUGUCCCUACGUGCACAACAUCACCCGCAAGGUCACAAACCGGAAGUACCCGAAGCUGAAGGAAGUAGAUGACGUCCUCGGGGGAGCGGCUGCCUGGGAGAACGUGGACUCCACCGCAGGUGAGGGCCGGGUCAGGGCUCGGCCGGCCGGACCGUGUCGGAGCGCGGGCCGGGGUUUGCUGUUCAGAGUUGGUUAUGGAAGCAGUGCUGGGCCCGUGUCCGUCUCGGUGGCGUCCGGCGCGGAGCGGGGCUCGCGUGGGCUCCACGGCCCACACCGGGCCGGCCGGAGCGGGGCUCGGCUGGCGGCCACGCGAUGA
Molecule: messenger RNA, 437 nt
Organism: Dipodomys ordii (Ord's kangaroo rat)
Lineage: Eukaryota; Metazoa; Chordata; Mammalia; Rodentia; Heteromyidae
Gene: Polr3k
Product: polymerase (RNA) III (DNA directed) polypeptide K, 12.3 kDa
Exons: 2
Coding region: 42-437 (131 amino acids)
Biological process (GO): DNA-templated transcription
Source: RefSeq, a predicted model, not a curated record